AUGGCCCAAUGGGUUUGGAUACUGCCCUUGCUUGCAAUUUGCCCACAUGGAAUUGCUGGGCAAGCCCAGCAACGCUUUCAGCUAGAGGCCGAUAUCAGGGGGGAAAAUGUUGUGGGAACAGAGGCAGACAAUCCAAGGCUGCACGGGCGCUUUCUACACAUCACAGAUAUACAUCCGGAUCCUCACUACAAACCUUUCAGUAACUCGGACUCGAAACAUGAAUGUCACAGGGGGAAGGGACAUGCAGGGUAUUUGGGAUCGGCUGGCUCCGAUUGUGACGCGCCAUUUGCCCUCGUCAACGCUACGUUUAGAUGGAUAGAAGAAAAUUUAAGCAACUCUAUUGAUUUCGUGGUGUGGACUGGUGAUUCAGCCCGGCAUGACAACGAUGAAAACAUUCCACGCACCGAGAAAGAAAUUAUUUCACUGAACCAGGCUAUGGUUGAGAACUUUCAAGAAGUCUUUUCCGAAAAGAAGAAAAGUGAUAAACACUUGCGCAUCCCAAUCGUUCCGACUAUUGGAAACAAUGACAUGAUGCCGCAUAAUAUCUUUCGUGCUGGCCCAAAUCGUUGGACAAGGAUCUACGCUAGCAUGUGGAACAGGCUCAUUCCCGAAGAGCAGCGCCAUUCCUUUAUACAAGGCGGGUGGUUUUAUGUGGAAGUCGUGCCGAAUCGGUUGGCCGUAAUCAGUUUGAAUACUAUGUACUUCUUCGACUCCAACAAUGCUGUUGAUGGGUGCAAUCAUAAAUCCGAGCCAGGAUACGAACAUAUGGAAUGGCUCCGGAUCCAACUUCAAUUCAUGCGGGAUAGGAACAUGAAAGCCAUCUUAAUCGGACAUGUUCCUCCAGCAAGGACGGCCUCAAAAAGAAACUGGACCGAGUCAUGUUGGCAGAAGUAUACUUUAUGGUUGAAACAAUACCGUGACAUUAUUGUUGGCAGCGUCUUCGGCCAUAUGAACAUUGACCAUUUCAUGCUUCAUGAUUUUCAAAAUUUGAAAAUUGGUGAUCAAGGAGCCAUUACACUCGAAGGCGGUGAUAGCCAUACUUCUGAUGAGUUAACCACACAAUCUAGGACAACCUAUCUGCGCUCUCUUCGGGAUCUGUGGGCUAAAUUACCAUCCCCGCCUUCUAAAAAGGCUAAUCCUCACCUGGCAGGCUGGAUCGAACAAACCUCAAAACUCACUGUCAACAAGUCCAAAAAGAAAUAUCACCGCCAGAUCGGCGGAAGAUGGGCUGAAAGAUAUGCCCUCUCUUUGGUAUCGCCUAGUGUCGUUCCCAACUAUUUCCCGACUUUAAGGAUUAUAGAAUACAAUACAUCAGGAUUGAGCGGCUUAGACUUAUGGUCCCACCACGAUGCGGAUGAUGGUGAUGUAUUUGAGGCUCAGGCUUCCCUUAACUCAACUCCCAACAUUACAUUGGAAAGUGAAUUGGAGCAGUCGAAGAAGAAAGGUCGAACGAAGAAGAAGAAGAAGCACAGAAAGAAGAAGAAGAAGCCUCCUAAGUUCACCGUCCCUACACCACCUUCGAGUACAGCGCCUCCAGGGCCCGCUUAUUCAAAUCAGCCGUUCACCUGGUUGGGGUAUUCCCAGUACUUUGCCAACAUCACGAGGACCAAUGCACAAUUAGGAAAGAAGCCCGUGGCAGCGAUAACCCCAAGCUGGCGUGAAUACCAGCUGCAGAAAGCUGAAGAUCCAACAAACACGUUCGGUGGGGACCCUUUCAAAUUCGAGGUUGAAUACGACACUCGUACCGACAAAGCCUUUGGGCUAAAGGAUAUGACGGUUAAGAGCUAUUUAAAACUGGCAAGAAAAAUUGCGGACAGUCCAGAGCUAACUCAGAGUUGUAUCAGCCAUGGCUCGUCUUGCGGUAAUCUCGUGGCCGGGAAAACGGCUGAAUCUGAGAACGAGAAUUUACCCUUUUUUCUGCCUGAAGAGAGUAAAGGGGUUGUCUCCAUCUCUCGGAAAAAUGUAUGGAAAUGGUUUUUACGCCGAGCAUUUGUCGGGUACUUUUCUGACAAGGAGUUGCAUGACUUAAUCGAUGGGGUCUAA
Messenger RNA from Uncinocarpus reesii 1704, 2043 nucleotides. RefSeq lists its product as uncharacterized. The record is from RefSeq and is a predicted model, not a curated record. NCBI's taxonomy places the organism in Eukaryota, Fungi, Ascomycota, Eurotiomycetes, Onygenales, Onygenaceae. Gene Ontology annotation, molecular function: exopolyphosphatase activity; endopolyphosphatase activity. Gene Ontology annotation, biological process: polyphosphate catabolic process. Gene Ontology annotation, cellular component: membrane; fungal-type vacuole. Bases 1 to 2043 code for a protein of 680 amino acids. The transcript has 2 exons.